AUGGGCUUCGGUGACUUCGAUUCGAUCUGCCGAAAGGCUGCACUGCCGCUAUGCUCUCUCGUCGGCCCGCCGUCCGCGAUAUCAGGCGAAACCGGCGUGAUCCCGAACUGCUACGCACGCAAUGUCGAACUCGCCAAUACGAUCAUCUUUGAGGGCGCCGCCUCGUUUGUCCACAUCAUUGCGCUUGGAAUGACGGUGAUUAUGAUUCUGCACAUCCGGUCCAAAUUCACCGCUGUGGGCCGAAAGGAAAUCAUCACAUUCUUCUACAUCUUCAUGGCGCUUACUAUGUGUUCACUGGUCAUCGACGCAGGCGUGGUCCCUCCACGAAGCGGCCCCUUCCCCUGGUUCGUCGCCGUGCAAAACGGCCUGGCCUCGGCACUAUGUACAAGCCUGCUCGUCAACGGGUUCGUCGGGUUCCAGCUCUACGAAGAUGGGACUGCUCUCUCCGUGUGGCUCCUCCGGCUGACGUCAACCGUUAUGUUUGCCGUGUCUUUCCUCGUCUCGAUUCUCACCUUCAAGUCAUGGGGCGGUCUGAGCCCGACAAAUACCAUCGGCAUGUUUGCGGUCCUGUACAUCGUCAACGCGAUCUGCAUCGCAGUCUACCUCGUCAUGCAGCUCCUCCUCGUGCUCAACACGCUGGAGGACCGAUGGCCCCUCGGCCACAUCGCCUUUGGCCUUCUGGUCUUCAUCGCCGGUCAGGUCAUCCUGUACGCCUUUGGCGAUACGAUCUGCGACAACGUCCAGCACUACCUUGACGGUCUGUUCUUUGCUACAUUCUGUAACCUGCUUGCCGUCAUGAUGGUCUACAAGUUUUGGGAUUACAUCACCAAGGAGGAUCUGGAGUUCUCGGUAGGAAUUAAACCGAGCAGCUGGGAGGUCAAGGAGCUUCUUCCUGAAGAUGACCGACGCGCAACGGCGUAUCAAGAUACGAACUCGGAAUACGCCGGGAGCGUGUAUCACCACCGGGCGUCCACCUACAACGGGCAUGGAUAUUAA
Aspergillus calidoustus is the source of this 996-nucleotide messenger RNA. NCBI's taxonomy places the organism in Eukaryota, Fungi, Ascomycota, Eurotiomycetes, Eurotiales, Aspergillaceae. The record is from the annotation of a GenBank genome assembly.